This is a messenger RNA of Alligator sinensis (Chinese alligator), 894 nucleotides long. RefSeq names its product olfactory receptor 6F1-like. Bases 1 to 894 code for a protein of 297 amino acids. Gene Ontology annotation, molecular function: olfactory receptor activity; G protein-coupled receptor activity. Gene Ontology annotation, biological process: G protein-coupled receptor signaling pathway. The transcript has a single exon. NCBI's taxonomy places the organism in Eukaryota, Metazoa, Chordata, Crocodylia, Alligatoridae. Gene Ontology annotation, cellular component: membrane. The record is from RefSeq and is a predicted model, not a curated record.
AUGGGAAAACAAAAUGAAACCACUGUGAUGGAAUUCAUUCUCUUGGGCUUCCCUGGAUCCUUCUCUUUGCAGAUUUCCAUCUUCAUGUUCUUCUUUCUUGUGUACAUCCUAACAGUCACAGGAAACAUGGCUAUCAUAACCCUUGUGAUGACCAACCACUGGCUCCACACCCCCAUGUACUUUUUUCUCUGCAACCUCUCUUUUCUAGAAAUAUGGUACACAACAGCUUCUGUUCCCAAGACCCUUGCCCUUUUCUUAGGGAAAAGCAGGACUAUCUCCUUCCAUGGCUGCCUCCUGCAGAUGUACUUUAUGUUUUCCUUUGGCUGCACAGAACAUUUCCUCUUGGCUGUCAUGGACCCACUGCGCUAUAGCUCUAUUAUGAACAACACCUUAUCUACUCAGUUGGCCAUUGCAUGUUGGGUGGGUGGUUUCCUGGUUAUCUCAAUAAUAGCAUUUCUAAUUGGCAAGUUGUCCUUCUGUGGUCCUAAUAUCAUUAACAAUUUCUGGUGCAAUAUAGAUUCCUGGAUAAUCCUAUCUUGCACAGAUACACACAUAGUUGAGACAGCAGCUUUCAUCAUCGCAGUGAUUGUCAUCCUUGGCUCAUGUAUAAUUACUCUACUUUCAUACAUCUAUAUCAUCUCUACCAUACUGAGAAUCCCAUCAGCCAAAGGACAACAGAAAGCCUUUUCCACUUGUUCUUCCCAUCUUUCUGUUGUGAUUAUAUGGUAUGGCUCCACCAUUUUUCUUUUUGUCAAGCCGUCUGCCCGGAGUUCAUUGGAACAGACCAAGAUACUCACCAUCCUGAACACUAUUGUGACACCAUUGCUAAAUCCUUUCAUUUAUGCUCUAAGAAACAGGGAGGUGAAGGUAGCCUUGUGCAAUGCCCUGUCAUAG